AUGAUUAAAAUACUUAUUUUAAUAGGUAUUUUUUGUACCUACAUUUAUCAUUGUUCAUUUUAUAGAGAUGCGGUCAACGAAGUAUCACUACAUCCUUUGACUGACGUUUAUACCCAACAAUUGCAAGCUUUGAACUUAACUGUUCGUAGUCCUAUUAGAGUUAACAAGCAAUUAAUUCAUGGAAGAUUCUUACAUAUAACUGACAUUCACCCAGAUUUGUACUACAAGGAAGGAUCAAAUGUGGAUCAAUUGUGUCAUAAAGGGGAAGGAACAAGUGGUAAAUAUGGUGAUGCCAUCUUGGGUUGUGAUUCUCCUAUUAUUUUGAUGGCUGAAACUAUCAAAUGGAUUGAAAGAAAUUUGAAAGAUAAAAUUGACUUCAUCAUUUGGACAGGAGAUAAUGUUAGACAUGAUAAUGAUAGAAACUUCCCAAGAACUGAGCUCAAUAUCUUUGAUAUGAAUCAAAAUGUGAGUGAUAUUAUGUAUGAAGCUUUCAAAAAUCCCGAUACUUCAAAUCCAAGAAAUUUAUUGGUUGACUUAAUUCCAAGUUUAGGUAAUAAUGAUGUUUAUCCACAUAACUUAUUUGCUCCAGGUCCAACUUUGCAAACAAGAGAAAUGUAUAAGAUUUGGUCACCUUUCAUCCCCCAAAAUCAAUUACAUAUUUUCAACCGUGGAGCUUAUUUCUUUAGAGAAAUUAUUCCAAACCAAUUGGCUAUAUUAUCCAUAAACACAUUAUACUUAUUCCAGUCCAAUCCCUUGGUUGAUAAUUGUGAUAGAAAGAAAGAUCCAGGUUAUAAAUUAUUCGAAUGGUUAGGAGUAGUUUUGAAAGAAAUGAGAGCCAGAAAUAUGAAAGUUUGGCUUUCUGGUCAUGUUCCACCAAAUGAAAAGAACUAUGAUAUCAGUUGUUUGAGGAAAUAUAUCAUUUGGACCUAUGAGUUCCGGGAUGUCAUUAUUGGAGGACUUUAUGGACAUAUGAACAUUGAUCAUUUUAUCCCAUUAGAUGCUAAAGCUGCUUAUAAAUCGUUGAAAGAUCUGAGAAAGGAUAAAAAGGGUAAAGCUAAAGGUUUAGAUUUUGAAUCCUUCGAAUUAGACGAUGAUUAUGAUGACAUUGAUUUUGAAGAUAUCGAAAUUCCUGAUUUCGAAAUAGACAUUGAAUCGAAUCAAUUUGAUGAUGAAUCAGAAGACGAUGAAGUUACUUUGAAACAACAAGAGCCAAUGAAAAUUCUUGGUGGUACUCCUAGAAAUAAAGUGGGAUAUUUGGAAUCUUUAAGGGAAGAAUAUUAUGCUUCAAUCAAAAAACGUCUGAAAUCAGGUGUUAAUGGUGAAAGAUAUUCGAUUGCUCACGUCACAGCAUCUGUGAUACCGACAUUCAAUCCUGGUCUAAGAGUAUGGGAAUAUAACACCACAGGUUUGGAUACUUUAUUAUCUACUUCAUCUAACUACGAAUCUUGGGAUUCAUUUUUCGAAGGGGUCGAUAAAUAUAUGGAAUAUUUAGAUUCAGUAGACGACAAUGACAAUCCUUAUACUGCAUUUGAUUAUUUCACUUUCAAAAAGGAUAAGACCAUACCUUCCAAGAAACCUGCUAACAUACCAUUAGGUCCAGCUUAUACUGACCAAACAUUCUCUCCUACCAGAUAUACACAAUAUUAUGCUGACUUGUCUGCUAUAAAUAAAGGAGAUAAACCAUUCAACUAUGAAUAUGAGUACAGUACCGAUGAUAAACAUUAUAAAAUGCAAAGCUUAUUGGUGAAUGAUUGGUUAAAACUCGGUAGAAAGUUAGGUAAACCAGUCAAAGACAAACAAAAGGGUACAAAAGUUGAUAAAAAAUUAGAAACUCUUUGGGGUAAAUAUUUGAAGCAUUCAUUCAUCGAUUCUGAUUAUGAAAAUUUAGGUUACGGUUAA
Molecule: messenger RNA, 1899 nt
Organism: Yamadazyma jaroonii
Lineage: Eukaryota; Fungi; Ascomycota; Pichiomycetes; Serinales; Debaryomycetaceae
Source: the annotation of a GenBank genome assembly